Mizuhopecten yessoensis (Yesso scallop) is the source of this 2196-nucleotide messenger RNA. Its product is annotated as beta,beta-carotene 15,15'-dioxygenase-like. The record is from RefSeq and is a predicted model, not a curated record. Bases 37 to 1617 code for a protein of 526 amino acids. Lineage: Eukaryota; Metazoa; Mollusca; Bivalvia; Pectinida; Pectinidae. Gene Ontology annotation, molecular function: beta-carotene 15,15'-dioxygenase activity; carotenoid dioxygenase activity. The transcript has 2 exons. Gene Ontology annotation, biological process: carotene catabolic process; retinal metabolic process.
CGCAGUGCGGAUACUGAAUGUGACUCUACCGUUACCAUGACGAUAUCUGAAGGAUUUCUUGGAGUGUUGGCCUGUGCCCUCCUCCUCCUCUUCGUUAGCGUUGCCGGGGAUGAUGGAGCAGAGGGUUUUGAGACGUGGUUUACUACCAACAAAGAUGAAAUGGAAAACACUCCAAUAUAUUUUGAUAACCCACUUCCUAAAUGGCUGAAAGGAACACUGAUCAGGAACGGACCUGGUCAGUUUGAGAUGGGGCAGAGGAAGUUUCUCAACGCAAUAGACGGGUAUGCUAAACUUUCUAGCUGGGCUUUCCCUGGGAAUGGCUCUGCAUAUUUUUCAACCAAAUUUAUCAGAUCAAAGUCCUAUGUAAAUGCAGUAUCAAAAGAUGACAUCUUGCCAUUCCUUUCGUUUGAUGCAGUAGACCCGCCAUUUAACGAUUUUCAAAAACUGGAAUCUGUUCUAAAUGAGCUUGACAACAUGAAUGUGAAUGUAUAUAAGUUCCUGGACCAGGGUAAACCCGUGUUCGCAGCAUUGUCAGACACUUGGAAGUUGUACGAAGUCAAUGAGUCUCUUACUACGUUAAAGUCAGUGAACGUACCACAUCCGGAAAAGGUACCAGCCGAAAAUGUGGGGUUCAUAACGUCCAUGUCAUGUGCACAUCCUGUAAACGAGUACGGUUCAUCAGACACGUAUUUUAAUUUUUACACAAGUUUAAGUUUAACCCCCGGAGUAAAACACAGAUUAACUCUUGUCCGGAUAAAAUCGAUGGUCGAUCGACAAGUUAUAGCAGAAUGGGAGACGGAUAAAGCAGCGUAUAUGCAUUCAUUCUCUGUUACGCCGAAUUACGUCAUCUUUUUCGUCGCGCCCUAUUACAUUAAUAUUGAAGAACUUCUAAUGCAUGCAUCCGUAAAAGACGGGCUGGAUUGGUUUUCUAAAGAAAAUACAUCCGUAUAUAUCGUAAAUAUAAAAACAGGCCAAAUCCAUGAUAUGGCUAUCCCGAAUAUGAUGGCGCUACAUCAUAUCAACGCAUUUGAAUUUCCAGACGGUAGGAUUGUCGUGGACGUAGCAGCCCAUAGAGACCCAUUCUUUUCAACUGCCUUCAAGAUGUCGACUAUUCAUAACGCCACGGCACGCGCAAGUAUCAAAACGACAAACUUAGUAAAAAGGUUCAUUUUUGAUAUUGAAAGAAACCGAUAUACGGAACAAACGUUCAAAGAUUCUGACAAGUAUCAAUGUGCGUCGAAGCUGGAGGUACCGACAGUUAACGAGAACUACCGAUCUAAGCCGUACUGUUUUGUCUACGGGGGAGUGUACAAUUAUGACGGAAAGGACUUUGCUCAUAUUCCUCUCGUGAAAAAAGACCUUUGCAGUCAACAGGGAGACAAAGCACUUUACAUUCCUAACCACUAUCCUACAGAGGCCUGGUUCAUACCUCUACCGCCAGAGGUCGCUAAGACAGAGGACGACGGUUAUCUGAUAUCUUCAUUCCUUGACGGAACAACGAAGCAGAGCUAUGUUGCAAUCAUUGACCCUAAAAACAUGACAAUCACCCAUAAGGCCAUGCUUCCAACGGUUGUUCCGUUUACCAUUCAUGGACGCUUCUUUCAAGAUAGUGUAUGAAACAUCUUUAGUAUAUACAUACAUGUACAUUCAAUUACUGCAAAAAUGGACAUUUUCGCGGUGUUGAAAUGCAUGCAUGUUCUUCGUUAAGGAAAUUAGCGAUUAAUUAAGUUUUAUAUAGAUAUAUAAAAUAUAUAUAUAUCUAAGACCUAAUGCACUAGCAACCAUUUAAACACAACGGUGAGUUUACAGAGUUACAACGCGAACAUUUCCAGACGGGAGAAUGCCUUCUUUUACGGUACAUUUAGGAUGAGUGAUUUUUUGUUCUACAUCAGGAAUAUGAUUUAACAAUGAUUUGUUUUAUCAGUUUUAACUACUGAGACUGUUGGCAAGUCACGAGGAUAAAAACAAAUAUGUAGUGAACAAAAACGUGGGUCUAAAGUACAGUCGAACCUCGUUAUCUCGAAGUCGACGGGAUCGUUGGGAAACUUCGAGUUAUCCGAGUAUUCGAGUUAAGCGAGUUCCUAUGUUUGGCAUAAAGCUUGGUAAAGUGUUUGGUCCAAUAUGAGGCUAUAUAUGUCAUUGAUUUCUCUGACAAUCAACGUAUUUAAACAGUCGAUAAAUGACAAAAAGAUAACU